AUGUAUCAGGAGAAAUGCCCAAGAAAGAUAAAGGGAAGGAUAAAGAGAAAGAUCUGGAGAAGGCAAGGAAGCCCUCCAGAUCACAAUGCUGGUCUGACUCCUGUGAAGGAUACAGAAAAGGAAAGAGUUGGAUAUGAAGAGCUUCAGGCUUCAGCACAGUUCCACGAAAUAUUCAGCCAGGUCAAUGAUAGAAGUUGCCUUGAAGAUAAACUUUGGUGGUGUCUUGGAGGUGGUUUUGGUGGGAAUGACAGCUUUGGUCGUGGAGGGAACUUCAGCGGUCGAGGGGGCUUUCGUGGCAGUCUAGGCGGUGGUGGAUAUGGUGGCCGUGGGGAUGGCCAUAACGGAUUUGGUAAUGAUGGAAGCAACUGUGGAGGUGGCGGAAGCUAUAAUGAUUUUGGCAAUUACAACAAUCAAUCCUCAAAUUUUGGACCCCCGAAAGGAGGAAAUUUUGGAGGCAGAAGCUCCGGCCCCUAUGGUGGUGGAGGCCAAUACUUUGCCAAACCACGAAACCAAGGUGGCUAUGGUGGUUCCUGCAGCAGCAGGAGCUACGGCAGUGACAAGAGGUUUUAA
Messenger RNA from Leptonychotes weddellii (Weddell seal), 570 nucleotides. The record is from RefSeq and is a predicted model, not a curated record. Lineage: Eukaryota; Metazoa; Chordata; Mammalia; Carnivora; Phocidae.